Periophthalmus magnuspinnatus is the source of this 2468-nucleotide messenger RNA. Its product is annotated as dnaJ homolog subfamily C member 7-like. The record is from RefSeq and is a predicted model, not a curated record. The transcript is spliced from 14 exons. Gene Ontology annotation, molecular function: protein binding. The coding region runs from base 27 to 1517 and encodes 496 amino acids. NCBI's taxonomy places the organism in Eukaryota, Metazoa, Chordata, Actinopteri, Gobiiformes, Gobiidae.
ACCCGCAAUCGUCCUUUCCAGAAAAAAUGGCCGCUGUUGACAUCGACGUACCGGUUGAAACGGAGCCCCAAAUCCACAAUGCAGUCGAUUUAGAACGGCAAGCUGAAGGCUUCAAAGAACAAGGAAAUGCUUUCUACAGUAACAAGGAUUACUCUGAAGCUUUCAACUACUACACCAAGGCCAUUGAUGCUUGCCCCAAAAAUGCCAGUUAUUAUGGGAACAGAGCAGCCACCCUGAUGAUGUUGUGUCGCUUUCGGGAGGCGUUGGAGGACUCCCAGCAGGCUGUGCGGCUAGAUGAUUGUUUUAUGAAGGGUCAUCUACGUGAGGGCAAGUGCCACUUGUCUUUGGGGAAUGCCAUGGCAGCUAGUCGCUCCUUUCAAAAAGUCCUGGAACUGGAGCCAAGUAACAAAGAGGCUCUAAAAGAGAACAAAAAUGCAUCUACGCUGAUGGACUUGGAGCGAAUGGCAGAGUUGAGCUUUGAGAAACGAGAUUUUCGAAAGGUGGUUUACUGCAUGGACCGGGCCCUUGCUUGGGCCUCAGCCUGCCAUCGUUUCAAAAUCCUCAAAGCGGAGUGUUUGGCGUUGUUAGGAAGAUACCCUGAAGCCCAGUCUGUUGCAAGUGAUAUCCUACGAAUGGACUCCACAAAUGCAGAUGCAUUAUAUGUCCGAGGUCUCUGUCUUUACUAUGAGGACUGCAUUGAUAAAGCAGUGCAGUUCUUCGUCCAGGCUUUGAGAAUGGCACCAGACCAUGAAAAGGCUCGUCUAGCGUGCAGGAAUGCUAAAGCCUUGAAAGCAAAGAAAGAAGAGGGAAACCAGAUGUUCAAGAGCUGCAACUAUGAAGCAGCGUAUCAGCUGUACACAGAAGCACUUGCAAUAGACCCCAACAACAUUAAGACCAAUGCAAAACUCUACUGCAACAGAGCCACUGCAGGAGCAAAACUUAAGAAACUAAACCAAGCCAUUGAAGACUGCACUAGUGCCAUCAAACUCGAUGACACUUACAUUAAGGCCUAUUUAAGAAGAGCACAGUGUUAUAUGGACACCGAGCAAUAUGAAGAGGCUGUGCGAGACUAUGAAAAGGUCUACCAGACAGAGAAGACAUCAGAACACAAGCAUCUAUUGAAAAAUGCACAGUUGGAGCUUAAGAAGAGCAAGAGAAAAGACUACUACAAGGUGCUUGGAGUUGGCAAAAAUGCCACAGAUGAUGAAAUCAAGAAAGCCUAUAGGAAAAGAGCCCUCAUGCAUCACCCAGAUCGUCACAGUUCAGCUACACCGGAAAUCCAGAAAGAAGAGGAGAAGAAAUUUAAAGAAGUGGGUGAGGCGUUCACUGUCCUUUCUGAUCCGAAGAAAAAGGUGCGCUAUGAUAACGGACAUGAUUUGGAUAAUGACGGUGGCUGUGACGGUCGAGAUUUCGAUGCAAAUAACAUUUUCAGAGCAUUCUUUGGAGGAGGUCAUGGUGGUGGCUUCUCAUUUGAUUCUAGUCCAGAUAAUGGAAAUUUCUUUUUUCAAUUUGGCUAGAAGUAAUGUGACAAGCUGCUGUUUCCUGGAGGACAACACAGAACUCUUGCAAACCUCAUCACCAAUUUUUUUAUUUUUUAUGUUGAGCUAAAGUAGACUACAUUUAAAUUGAGAAAUUACAUUAGAGAUUCUGUAUUGUUUUAACAUUGUAAUUUCGGAUCCUUUUUGUGGGGUGGUAUUGGUUACUGUUGCCAAAUCAGACAAAAAACUGCCUCCAUUUUUUAUUGUUUUAAUCUGUAGUAUACUAUAAGGAAUGCAUUGGAAAAAUUGUGUGAUGGUUCAUAGUAAUGUAUCUAUGGAGCGAUGUGUUGUUAAUGUAAUUUGUCACCUCUGACCUCAGGACAGCCGUGGUCCAGGUUUAAAUGGCAGCCUUUGCCAGAAGUACACUUGAUCUGCAGGGUUUUGUCUAAUUCCUGUUUGAAUGUACAGAGUGUAUGUGUAUUCCUCCUCAGUCUUCCUCAUUAUAUUUAUUGUACUAUAUAUUCCAACAUCAUGCAUCUGAUUACAGCUUUUCAUUGUAUUUCUAAUUUAAAUACCUUCUUGCUCAGUUAUCCAUGUGGUAUCAUUUUUAGUUCAACUUUGCAAAACAAGUAAUUUGUACCAUAACACAAUUGUUCAAAGUGGUGCCUUACAAUUAUUCAAUAACUACCACCCUAAAUGUCAUUUCAAAAUCUGAAAAAAAGACCAACUUUCAAACUUGUUGAUAACCUCACCUGGCAUUUGUAAUCAGAAAUUAACCAAGGCCUGAAGGAGUGAUACUGCUCAAGGCUGAUCCUUCUGUACUUAUGCAUGUUUGGCCAGUGUGUUUCACUACUCCCAAUAAUCAGUAGUUCCACAUGUUUUAGGGGCCACCAGGUUGUAAGCAUCUUCAUCUUUUGUCACUUAAUGUAAUUUUAAUGUGACACUGUAAUAACCGUUUUCUUAAUGCAAAAAAUAAAUGCUUGUCUUUUA